AUCCUUCGAUUUUAUUUCUUGAUGAACCCACAACAGGCCAAGAUGCAUACACGGCCAACAUUUUAAUAAAUCAAUUACAAUUAUUUGCAACCCAUGGUCGUAUAGUACUGUGUACAAUACAUCAGCCCAGUUCAAUUACAUUCAGUUCAUUUGAUAAAAUAAUUCUUGUUGCUAAUGGUAGAAUUGCUUUUUCUGGAACAAGUAAACAAGCUGUUACAUUUUUUUCUGGUUUAGGUUAUUUAUGUCCACAUACUUAUAAUGUAGCUGACUUUUUAGUUACAACACUUGUAACAAGUUCAACUUUAGAAUAUCAUAGUGGAAAACCCGCUGAAAGAAUAUGUGAUGCCUUUUUGGUAACAGAUGAAUGUAAAGAAAUUGAUUUAAUUUUACAAUUGGAACUUUACAUGUCUGAAUCUAAUAAGUCAGUUUCAUAUUAA
Ceratosolen solmsi marchali is the source of this 437-nucleotide messenger RNA. RefSeq names its product protein scarlet-like. Gene Ontology annotation, cellular component: plasma membrane; cytoplasmic vesicle membrane. Lineage: Eukaryota; Metazoa; Arthropoda; Insecta; Hymenoptera; Agaonidae. The transcript has 3 exons. The record is from RefSeq and is a predicted model, not a curated record. The annotation marks the transcript as partial. Gene Ontology annotation, biological process: transmembrane transport. Gene Ontology annotation, molecular function: ABC-type transporter activity.